GACACGACAAAACGUCAUUUAAACGUCAUUUUCAUUAAAUAAACAUAUCCUGGACAAUUUGUCUUGGUGAAAACCAAUUAUUUAAUAUUUCCAGUAGUGUUUUUGUUGUGAUACCUAGAAUUGAAAAUACCAAUGCCAAGAAUAGAACUAUUAAACUAACUAAUGAUACUAUUGAUCAACAGAAAAACAGGAAAAUCAAGACAUUUCAUCAUGAACAAGUAAUGCAGUCUGUAAAAAUGUCUGUCCUGUAAGGAACAAAACCAACAAAUUCAACAUUAACAUCAUCAGGAUAAUAAAAUAAAAAAUAAAACCAUUGAAAGACUGUGUACCUAUUAAAAAAAUUAUUAAAUAAAAAAUGGAUCGACAAUUGUCAAGAAGAAUGUCUGGUGCAAAUCCUUUUGCUGCAUUGUUCCACACUGCUAGUCAGGAUCACUUGGAACCACCAGAACCAUCUUUAAAUGAUCAGUUGGAGGAAAUAUUUAGUUUCACUUUGAAUGAAAGAGCUACACUUACCAAAGAGAUUCUAUUCUUAGAGGAUGUGUUCAAAGACCUCGACACAACAGUCCUGGACAUGGACAAUCUUGACCAAGCUCUUUUUGAACGUCUUUUUAUGUGUCAAAAAGACAACCUAACAAUAAUCCAACAACGUAGAUUGAGUUUCCGCAACCCACACGCCAUAGAAAUUGAACCCAUCAAGUACCUCUACAAGGCUUAUGUAAAGGUUCACGAGAACCAGUUCCUGAAGGCUGAAGAUCGGCUAGAAGUUCGCGAUAAAAUCAUUCAAAACGUCGCCACGUCGAUCAUCCAGCCGGAUAUCUACGUCGAUCAGGAUAUGGAGCAGCAGAUGAUCGACGUGCUGAAGGAGGGAGGGGCACAUUAUGACACUUUUUUCGUCGAGGCUGCCAGGAGGACUCUGGACGAGGAAAAUAACGAUGACAUAAUCUUAACCUCAUUCAUCGACCAAAUGAACCGCAAAAUGACCGAGGAACUCAACAAGUGCUCCCUGGUCAACCUAGACUACAACGUUUUCAAUUAUUUCAACGUUUUCACCUCGAACGACUACCUAGCCGAGAUCUUCAUGGAUUGUUGCGUUCCGAACAAGCUGCACGUAGGUUCUGAGUACGCCAACACCGCCAUCGGUGCUCUGUUCAAUUUGUCGGUACUGCCGAAGAGCCCGAACGGUUCUUACGACUUUUUUACCAAUCCCAUGGACCAGGUCAGUUAUCCGGGGAACUCCAGAACUGAGACGUUUUUGUGGUCCAGUUUGGAUAAGCUUAAUGAGCAUAUUCACAAUUUUUUGUUGGUACUUCUGAAGUGUAACAACGCUGUUAGGAAUAAGGUACUGAAUUGGCUGGGUGGGUGUUUGAAGUACAACGUUGACAGAGGCAAAUUGUGGAACUCACAGGCACCCCCUGAGUUGAAUCCUGCCAACUACACAACAGUUUCUGACGGAUUUAUGAUAAAUUUUUGCAGUAUUCUUCUAAGAUUGUGCAGGCCGUUCUGCUCAAACUUUAAGGAAAAGAAAAUUCUUAAAGUCGAUCCUACAUAUCCAGCAGUACCAAAUAACAAGGCAGACUCCAAAGGAGUUCACAUGUACGAUUUAUCCUCGGAGACCUGUUUUAUACCGGUGGAAAGUUCAGAAGACUUGGAAGAACUUCGGGAGACUGCCGAGAAAUAUAACUUUAUCACAGAGAGCUUUUUCAUGGCUCACAAGGCUUUGGAUUUGGGAUAUAGGGUGGCCGUGGAUCGUAUGAUGAAAAUGAGCCACGAAAUGGGUCGUCUGGAGAGGGCGUACAGAGAUGCUGUGCAGCAAUCAGGUCAUGGAUCUGAUGUGGCAACAUCUAUGCAUGACAGACUCAUCUCUCAGUUAACAAAGUUUUUCUCGCUCAAGUGCGUGCUUUCUGAGCCUAAACUUCUGAAAGACUUGUUCGAUUUCGCGUCAUCGACCUCCUACUGGGCGGUGCAAGUGGCCAUCAAGACCAACUUCAAUUCUGCAGAUAAAUCCAGCUUCGCACCUUUAGAAGAAGUUCCUGUUACUUUCCCACUACCUGAUAAAAUUCCAAACACUCUCAAGUGCGUUCCUGAAUUUUUGACUGAAAAUAUAGUCUCCUAUCUUGUUUUCUUGAAACGUUUCAAUCCCCGAACCUUUGAGGAGGUGGGUUACGAAAAAAUGGAACCUUUGCUCACUUUUGUCUUGGUUUUUAUGGGAUCCAGACAACACCUGAAGAAUCCCCAUAUCAGAGCUAGGCUAGCUGAAGGAUUGGAGUCUUUGUUGCCAUAUGAUAAAGAGGAACCAAUACAUGACCUGGGAGGCUACCAGAGGGAGUUAAUUUUCAUUCAGCAUCCUCACAAAUUGGAGAUUGUCAAAAAUCUAAUGAGCGUAUUCGUUGGGAUUGAAAUGACUGGCCAGAGUGUGGAAUUUGAACAAAAAUUCAAGUACAGAAGACCGAUGUACACGAUUUUUGAGUAUUUGUGGGAAAUCUCAGAACACAGCGAAUGUUUCAAGAUUCUAGCUGAGGAAGCUGAAGCCAACAUGGAAGCUGUUAAUCCUCCGUUGUUCCUCAGGUUUGCCAACCUUUUAAUUAAUGAUGCCAUAUUUCUUCUAGAUGAAGCGUUGGCAAAUAUGGCAAAGUUGAAAGAGAUGCAGACAGCACACGAAAAUGGCGAAUGGGAGUCAUUGAGCCCACCAGAAAGGGCUCAAAACAUGAGCUACAUGCAUCACAUCGGCAAUUUGGCCCGUUUCGACAAUAUUUUGGGUAAGGACACCACCACGACCUUGGAGAAACUCACAUCGAAAAUAACCAUCGUGUUCACGCAUCAGACGAUGGUGGACAGGAUCGCCGCCAUGUUGAAUUACUUCUUGCUGAAUCUGGUCGGUCCAAACAAGAAGAAUUUUAAGGUUAAGGAUUCUAAAGAGUAUAGUUUCGAUCCAGCCGGCACCGUGCUUGACAUUUGUAAAAUCUACGUCAAUCUCAAGGACAGCGACGCGUUUUGCCUGGCAGUCUCACAAGAUGGCCGUUCCUAUAGUCCCAAUCUUUUCUCAUUGGCCGAAGAUGUCUUAGUUCGAAUUGGAGGUGGAACAUUGAUUGGUGAGCUAAAAGAAGUGGCUCAGAAAGUGGCUGAAAAAGCAAUAGAGCACAAGGCAAAUGAGGAAGCCAUUUCAGAGGCUCCUGAUCAUUUCCUGGACCCUAUCAUGUCCACUCUGAUGACCGAUCCCGUUAUUUUGCCCAGCUCUAGACAAACUGUCGAUAGGACUACUAUAGCCAGGCAUCUGCUGAGUGAUCAAACUGAUCCAUUCAACAGAUCACCGUUAUCCAUGGAUCAAAUCGUUCCAAAUCAAGAGCUAAGAGAAGAGAUAUCAAAAUGGGUGGAGGAGCGUAAAGCUCGAAAGUAAUUUUAUUGACAUUUCAAGCGUUAUCGAUAUAAAUGUUGUAUUAAAGCACUUAGAAAAAAUGAAAAUUUUCGAUAUUCAAUCCAUGUUCUUAUUAAAAUAAAGUGACAUCUUUGUUAAUAUAAGUCAAAUAAUAUUGCA
This is a messenger RNA of Sitophilus oryzae (rice weevil), 3532 nucleotides long. RefSeq names its product ubiquitin conjugation factor E4 A (gene Ube4A). The transcript is spliced from 16 exons. NCBI's taxonomy places the organism in Eukaryota, Metazoa, Arthropoda, Insecta, Coleoptera, Curculionidae. Gene Ontology annotation, biological process: protein polyubiquitination. Gene Ontology annotation, cellular component: ubiquitin ligase complex; nucleus; cytoplasm. The record is from RefSeq and is a predicted model, not a curated record. Bases 356 to 3394 code for a protein of 1012 amino acids. Gene Ontology annotation, molecular function: ubiquitin-ubiquitin ligase activity.